AAAAAGUUAUUUCAGAAGUGGAGGAGUAACUAAGGUAUACAGGAACAGGAGCUUCUUCUUUCUGAUUCUCCCUCUCAGAUUAGUCGAGAAACAAAACCCUAAAUUGUGUGAGGGCAUGGAAGACGGAGAAAGCUCCCCCAAGCUACCGAUUCCUGGGAAGAGAAACAUACUAAUCACCAGUGCCUUGCCUUAUGUCAACAACGUCCCUCAUCUCGGAAACAUCAUCGGAUGUGUUCUGAGUGCUGAUGUGUAUGCAAGAUACUGUCGUCUACGUGGGUACAAUGCGAUAUAUAUAUGUGGGACUGAUGAAUACGGAACUGCUACUGAGACCAAAGCUCUGGAGGAGAACUGCUCCCCUAAGGAAAUCUGUGACAAGUACCAUGCCAUUCACAAACAAGUUUAUGAGUGGUUUGAUAUAAGUUUUGACAAGUUUGGGCGUACUUCAACUCCUCAACAAACUCAUGUCUGCCAAGCUAUUUUUAAUAAGUUGUUUGAUAACAACUUUCUUUCUGAGAACACCAUGCAGCAGCUUUACUGCGAUACAUGCAACAAGUUCUUAGCUGACCGCCUCGUUGAGGGUUCUUGCCCGUUUAAAGAAUGUAAUUAUGAUUCCGCUCGUGGAGAUCAGUGUGAAAAAUGUGGAAAGCUCCUCAAUCCUACCGAACUCAAAGAUCCCAGGUGCAAGGUCUGUCAAACUACACCCCGAAUUCGUGACACAGACCACCUGUUUAUUGAGCUUCCGCUGCUGAAAGAUAAGUUGGAAGAGUAUAUUAACGAGACAUCUGUUACGGGAUCUUGGAGUCAAAACGCUAUUCAAACGACGAAAGCAUGGCUUAAGGAAGGGCUUAGACAGAGAUGUAUUACGAGGGAUCUAAAGUGGGGAGUUCCUGUUCCACAUGAGAAAUAUAAGGAAAAAGUCUUCUACGUGUGGUUUGAUGCUCCUAUUGGGUACGUCUCGAUAACGUCGUGCUACACAUCUGAAUGGGAGAAGUGGUGGAAGAAUCCUGAGAAUGUGGAGCUUUAUCAGUUUAUGGGGAAAGACAACGUGCCAUUUCACACUGUGAUGUUUCCAUCUACGCAGCUUGGAACUGGGGAGAAUUGGACACUGAUGAAGACAAUCAGUGUGACUGAAUAUUUAAAUUACGAAAAGGGGAAGUUCUCCAAGAGUAAAGGUGUUGGAGUGUUUGGUGAUGAUGUGAAAAAUACAAAUAUCCCCGUCGAAGUAUGGAGAUAUUACUUGCUGACGAACAGGCCUGAGGUGUCUGACACACUAUUUACAUGGAAAGAUUUGCAAGCAAAACUGACUGGCGAGUUACUGAAUAACUUAGGCAACUUUGUUAACCGAGUUCUGACUUUUAUAGCAAAGCCUGAACCUGCAGGUUAUGGGUCUGUCAUUCCUGAUGCUCCUGGUGCUGAAUCUCAUCCUUUAACCCAAUCUCUGGCUGAAAAUGUUGGAAAAUUUGUGGAGCAGUAUGUUGAAGCCAUGGAAAAGGUUAAGCUCAAGCAAGGGCUGAAAAUCGCUAUGAGCAUCUCGAAUGAAGGGAACGCAUACUUGCAGGAAACCAAAUUUUGGAAACUUUACAAGGAAGAUAAACCUUCUUGUGCAAUUGUUAUAAGAACUGCUGCUGGUUUAGUACACCUUCUUGCACAAUUUUUAGAACCUUUCAUGCCAUCUUUCUCCCGUGAGGUAUUUAAACAGCUGAAUUUGCCUCUACAAUUUUCACUCACUGACGAGAGAGGAGAGGUUUCAUUAGCAAGUAGACCUUGGGAGAUUCUGCCUCGCAAUCACAAGAUAGGCACCCCUCAACCAUUGUUCAAGGAAUUGACAGAUGAAGAGGUGCAACAGUACAAAGAAAAGUUUGAGGGAAGUCAGUCUGAUAGACGUGGUAGGGAUGCAGAAGCCGCAAAUAUGGCGGCGGAUCAACUUAAAAAAACAAAUCUUUCAGAUGCUAAAAAGCAAAAGGCAUCAAAAGGUGCAGCAACAUCCAAAACUCAACCGGCUGCUGAUCGUGAAAUUACUAUGGCGAGACUUGAUAUUCGAGUCGGCAAAAUUCUGAAGGCUGAGAAACAUCCUAACGCAGAUUCACUGUAUGUGGAAGAAAUUGAUGUUGGAGGAGGGGAAAUUAGGACUAUUGUUAGUGGAUUGGUCAAGUAUAUACCUCUUGAGGAGAUGCAGAACCGUUUGGUUUGUGUUCUUUGCAACUUGAAGCCGGCGAAAAUGAGGGAUGUUAUGUCACAAGGAAUGGUUCUUGCCGCUUCCAGUAGGGACGGCAGCAAGGUGGAGUUAGUCGAGCCCCCUGAGUCGGCUGAGAUUGGAGAGCGAGUUAGAUUUCAAGGGUUUGAAGGCGAGCCAGACACUGUCUUAAACCCGAAGAAGAAAGUAUGGGAGACGCUUGUGGUGGAUCUGCACACAGAUGAGAAUCUAGUUGCUUGCUACAAAGAUUUGCCCUUCAGUACAGAUGCAGGUGUAUGCAAGGUUUCCUCCAUCACCAAUGGCACGAUCCGGUAGAUCUUUUUGUUCUCCAUUUCUAAUCUCUCUUUUGAGAGGAAACCAGUUUUCUGAUCUCAUUUGAAGAAUUGAGAUCUCAUAAGUUGUUUUCACUUUUGGUUCUUAAUUGAUGGUUUGAGAUAGAAUGUUAAUUUUUAUAGUGUAAAUUUGGUAGGCCUGAUUGGCUU
Messenger RNA from Raphanus sativus (radish), 2676 nucleotides. Its product is annotated as methionine--tRNA ligase, cytoplasmic-like. Gene Ontology annotation, molecular function: methionine-tRNA ligase activity; ATP binding; tRNA binding. The transcript has 18 exons. Bases 116 to 2509 code for a protein of 797 amino acids. NCBI's taxonomy places the organism in Eukaryota, Viridiplantae, Streptophyta, Magnoliopsida, Brassicales, Brassicaceae. Gene Ontology annotation, biological process: methionyl-tRNA aminoacylation. Gene Ontology annotation, cellular component: aminoacyl-tRNA synthetase multienzyme complex; cytosol. The record is from RefSeq and is a predicted model, not a curated record.